Messenger RNA from Gavia stellata (red-throated loon), 1686 nucleotides. It is a transcript of the gene ADCYAP1R1, whose product is annotated as ADCYAP receptor type I. NCBI's taxonomy places the organism in Eukaryota, Metazoa, Chordata, Aves, Gaviiformes, Gaviidae. The record is from RefSeq and is a predicted model, not a curated record. The coding region runs from base 1 to 1686 and encodes 561 amino acids. Gene Ontology annotation, molecular function: G protein-coupled peptide receptor activity; peptide hormone binding; vasoactive intestinal polypeptide receptor activity. Gene Ontology annotation, cellular component: plasma membrane; neuron projection. Gene Ontology annotation, biological process: adenylate cyclase-modulating G protein-coupled receptor signaling pathway; cell surface receptor signaling pathway. The transcript has 18 exons.
AUGAUAGUCAUAUCUCAUCCUAACUCCAUGACUCUGACAAAGUUUGCUUUGUCAAUCAGCCUUUUAGAGAAGUUGGUAUAUUCCACGGGGAAAAUAGCUGAAAUUUAUUACGGGGAUCUUGGAGAUGAAACUGUAGUUCCUAAAAAUCAGUUCCUAAAAAUGGUUACAGCAACCCAUUCCAACUGCAUCAUUAAAAAGGAGCAAGAGACUUGUCUGGAGAAGAUACGGAGGGCGGCUGCCCUGAACCCUCUCAAUGACUCUUCUCCAGGUUGCCCAGGAAUGUGGGACAAUAUUACAUGCUGGAAACCUGCAAGUGUGGGUGAAAUUGUCUUUGUCAAGUGUCCUGCACUGUUCAGAUUUAUCAUUUCUGAAGACGGUUGGGAAGUAGAUAACUUGGGGCAAACCCAUGCAGGUGAUUAUGACCUGCUGGAAAGCACAGCCCAGUCUCCCCUAGGGGACAUCAGCAGAAAUUGCACUGAAGAUGGCUGGUCUGAACCUUUUCCUCAUUAUUAUGAUGCCUGCGGCUUUGAUGAAAAUGAAACAGAGUCCGAUAACCAGGAUUAUUACUAUCUGUCUGUGAAGGCUCUGUACACGGUGGGAUACAGCACUUCUCUUGUUUCCCUCACCACCGCCAUGGUUAUCCUGUGUCGUUUCAGGAAGCUUCACUGCACUCGAAAUUUUAUCCACAUGAAUCUCUUUGUUUCAUUCAUCCUACGUGCAAUAUCUGUAUUCAUUAAAGAUGGGGUUCUUUAUGCUGAACAGGAUGGCAACCACUGUUUUAUCUCAACGGUGGAAUGCAAAGCAGUGAUGGUGUUUUUUCACUACUGUGUCAUGUCCAACUACUUCUGGCUUUUCAUUGAGGGAUUGUACCUUUUCACGUUAUUGGUAGAAACCUUUUUCCCAGAGAGGAGAUACUUCUACUGGUACACUAUUAUUGGCUGGGGUACCCCAACAAUUUGUGUCACUGUCUGGGCAGUGCUAAGACUUCACUUUGAUGAUACUGGCUGCUGGGACAUGAAUGACAACACUGCCUUGUGGUGGGUGAUCAAGGGUCCUGUGGUUGGAUCAAUCAUGAUAAACUUUGUGCUUUUUAUUGGCAUAAUUGUGAUACUUGUGCAGAAACUCCAGUCACCUGAUAUCGGGGGCAAUGAAUCCAGCAUUUACUUCACCCUCCCUCUUCCUCCCAGAUGCAGCUGCAGUCCAUGCACAGGACACAUGCGCAGCUGCGUUCAGAAAUGCUACUGUAAGCCUAAGAGGGCUAACCAGCACUCUUGCAAGAUGUCAGAACUAUCAACCAUUACCCUGAGACUGGCUCGCUCUACACUACUGCUUAUCCCCUUGUUUGGAAUUCACUACACGGUGUUUGCUUUUUCUCCUGAAAAUGUCAGUAAGCGGGAGAGACUAGUGUUUGAAUUGGGACUGGGAUCUUUCCAGGGUUUUGUUGUUGCUGUUCUCUAUUGUUUCUUGAAUGGGGAGUUUCUCCCUAAAGGUGCAAUCAGAAAUAAAGAGAAAAUGGAGGAGCUGGAAAGUCAACCGGUAUUUUGCUGUGGAUUUCAAACAUCGUCAUCCUUCUCUAGCGAGCAGCGGAGUGAACGGGGGGACACAACUCUCCAUUCUGAGCAAGAGCAGCUCUCAGAUUCGGAUGUCCAGCAUAAAUGCGGAGAACCUAGCGACAUGAGCAGCUAA